AUGAUGAAUAUUAUAAAUAUGUCGCCACGUGUAAAGAAUGUUGGACCAGAUGUUAUAGCCCGCAGACAACCUGUGUUUGGCGUGACAGUAGUUACCAGGACGGCUUCUAUGGUCCUGCACGCCGUGGCAGAAAUACACAAUAUUAGAUACAAAUAUAUUGUAGUUGAUAGAUGGAUAGGAAAUUAUGAUCGUAAUACAUCUGUUGCUGUUACAAACUCGUUGUACUUCAGAGAUGCUGAUAUUUCACCUGUGAUACGGAUGAUUAAUUUUACACUUGGUAACAUAGAUUUACUUUAUCCACCUUUGACUUCAAUAGAAACAAGGUAUUACUAUAGAAUUCCGACUUAUGGUCCUGGUAAAUUCGAGAAUCAGUUUCUAAGGCCGCUAUCGCCCGGAGCCUGGCUAUGUGUUGUAGCAGUGGGUGUGUUAUGCAUACUGCUGUUAGUGAUGACAUCGAAGUUAGAAUAUCGGCCGUCUUCAAUGCAGUUUGCAGUAUUUUCUGUAGUUGCAUCUUUUUGUCAACAAUUUUUCGAAGAUAACGGUGAAGUGGCAACGAGAAGAAUAACAACAGCUGGUAAGAUGACGAUCCUGGUGACAGGGUUGUCAUGUGUCCUGAUCUAUAAUUACUACACCAGUAGCGUGGUGAGCUGGCUGCUGAGCGGUCCUCCACCAUCUAUCAACUCUUUGAAAGAACUACUUGAGAGUCCUUUGGAACUUAUCUUUGAAGAUAUUGGCUAUACCAGAUCAUGGCUGCAGAUGCCGGACUAUUAUUACAACAAGAGGAACGCGAAAAUAGAAGACGAACUAAGACAAAGGAAAGUUUUAAAUAAAAAGAAAGGAGAACCGUUAUUAGUGCCUUUGGAACGUGGAAUCGAAAUGGUUAAGGCGGGAGGUUUCGCAUAUCACACCGAAGUAGAUAAUGCUAACACUCUUAUAUCGCGUAUAUUCACACAAAAUGAGCUCUGUGAACUUGGUUCAUUACAAUCAAUGGAGAAGACUCUUUUGUACGCUUGCUUGCAAAAGAACAGCCCUUAUAAAGAGUUCUUUGUUUGGAGUUUGCUGCGCCUACGUGAGCGUGGAAUAGUAUCCUGCAUUCAAGAUCGUACGCGAGCUCCCGACGUGUCGUGUGAAGGCAGUUCUCCGAGAGCGCUGGCCCUAGGUGGCGCGGCCCCAGCGUUUAUACUGCUAGCUGCUGGAUAUGUGUUGGGUUCGAUUAUUAUGAUUAUAGAACGGUAA
Papilio machaon (common yellow swallowtail) is the source of this 1236-nucleotide messenger RNA. RefSeq lists its product as uncharacterized. The transcript is spliced from 10 exons. Bases 1 to 1236 code for a protein of 411 amino acids. The record is from RefSeq and is a predicted model, not a curated record. NCBI's taxonomy places the organism in Eukaryota, Metazoa, Arthropoda, Insecta, Lepidoptera, Papilionidae.